AUGGCCAAACAUAGAAUGAGAGCUCUGUGGGUUGCUGUUUCAAUCGUGGCGCCUUCGAUUGUAUCUGUUGGCGCAUUUUUGUGUGACUUCGACUAUCCAGAUGGCUUACUUAGCAGCAAUGCUUUUGCCAGGUGUAACAUGGAUAUCGGCCACUCUGGAUCCGCCACCCUUAUAUGCCCUCGCCGAGUCAACGACACCAAGUAUGUAUGGCAUCCUCAGCCGAAGUCUGGUGAUCACUCUCAUCUCAAUGCAUACGUGAGUGGUGAUGGCAAGUUACGUGCUGUUGCUCUUUCGGAUGUAGUGGUUACCGAUGCACCAGUUUCAUUUGCUUCGGUGCAAACUAACCUUUCCCAAACAAAACUGAUUUUUAGCCUAAGAGAUGACCAAAUAUAUGCCAUUACCGAGCGCCAUUCAAUAUUCAUCUGCGGUCCACGAGAUUUGAUUCUGAGUGAGAAGUUGCAGCGUCACCUUGACGCAAUGAAUGGUGUCAUCCAAAUGCAAGCACUUCCCUGGACAUCAAACACUCCAUUGGUUAGAGCAAUUAAGAAAAUGGGCAAGGGUCUGGGGGUGGUUUUCUUGUACAGAGGGUACGUGCAUAUACCACUUCACGGAUGUGGCAGCCGCCCCUCGCCACUAUUUGCUCUGGAUAAUGAGGUCGCGGUAGACCCCGUAACUGGCGUACGAUCAUGCGUGGCGGAUCCUAUGUCUAAAUCACGUAUAGGUUUUGUUUGCGAAGGUCGAAUAGAACCUGAUGAUUGCAUGAGAUACCUCUUCGAUACGAAUGGCGACACUGUGGGUGCUCCUCUACCGGAUCAUUAUUGGAAUGUCGAAAACUACAGACCGUGGGUGGUAGCGCAAUAUGUUAAUGAAUUAGCAUUGCCACCCAUAAAUGGCGAAUGUAGGUGCAUAGAUUCCGAAACAGGUCAGGUGAAGGCCAGGAUUGAGAUCCGUUCGAAAAACGAGUAUGUCUGUGACAUUACUAGCAAGAUAUUCCGCAACCGUGUGCACCCCAUCCGGGGACCUUGGUGUUCCGUGGUGCUUCAUCCUGGUAGCGCCUUGACUGUGAGGUUCCCAGUGGCGGGUGUAGACUCAAGAUCCGACGAAGAUUCAGAUUCAGAUUUCCAAGCUGGCCUGCCGUCCCAAGAUCUGUCCAUCUAUGAAUAUGAAACAGAAUUCCUGCCGAAGGACUUGACUACUCUGCGACAACUGAAAUCAAAUCAUGACAUGGAUCGUUACGAUGAAAUCUCAUACCACGAAGUCAUAGCUGGUGAUGCACUUGAAUGGGAUCUUUCCCAAAUGGCCCAAGGGGAAGUCAAACUGAAAUACCAUGUGGACAAACCUCUCACAUUAAGAAAUGGGAAGAACUUGUUUGUAUACCAUUGGACACUGAAAUCCAGAAACAGGUACGUCUUAGAGAGGAUAAGCGCCACGGUGAGUGUCUCCUUCGCGUUCACCCAUCGCUACAAUAUCAUUGGUUGCGACAGAGGUCUACAAAGCGUGUUUAAUCAGGAUAUCAGUGACGAAUAUUGUUCCACUCAUUUUACGGUAUACGGUACAGGGGAGAGGUACGAAUGCGUGUACGAUGGUAUGCGAGACGUUAGGCAGACUGGUAUCCACUGCGAACCAGACGAAGAGCUGCUACCGGGCAACUGCAGGUCCACAGGAUACGACCUGUACUCGAAUCAGAUUAUGCCAUUUCCGGGAUCCAUCAGAAACGCGGUGCCAUAUCCCAUUCCAGGAUUUCAGGUGUUCGACUUUGAAUUCCACAACAGUACUGCUCUCAGUUUUGCUUGUGUCUGCGUCGACGAACUUGGAUACGAGAAUUCUAGGCUUGUUUUAGAGCACAACCAUCACGAAACAUAUCGUUACGCGGUACGUCGUGAAGAGCCACAGCACACGUUGUCUCCAUACUUACUAUUGCCUUGGCAUGAGGUGGCAUUAUCAAAUGAUGACUUUACGUCAUCAAGGCCGCUUGUGCUAUACAACGUAUCGUCAGCCUCUAUUAAACUGAAUGUGGGCACAACGCUGUGGUUAGCGUGUGUGCCUGACUCAGAGAUUAUAUCGUUUGAAGAAAUGCUAAACGUUGGAGAUAAUGGUGGGAUAAGAACGACGUGGCUGCCAAAGCAGCCUGAAGUCUUUUAUUAUACAGUCAAUGAAACGGCACAUGGGCAUGUGCUUAUUCGGAAGAGAUACAACGACGCCUUUGUAACCGUUCCUGGAAGUUUCGAAGUCAGACACCAAGAGGUUAAUGCGGCUGGUGGAUAUAAAAUGAUAAUGAUAGAAUUGAAUAGACGCGCCAUUGUUAUAUCUAAGGAUCCACAGCACAAAGAAAUUGUGCCGAUGACGUUCGUCUGCGGUAAGGCGCUUCAACCGUCAGAUUUAUCCAUAGUCACUGACAACGCAACUACAUCGGCAUCGGUUUCACCGCCCAAUCUUCGGACGAUCGGAUCCUCUACACGAUACAGCUGGCACGCCGUUGAAGUUGCCGUCGAGACCACCGACCCGUACAUGCAGGGCUGCGGCGUCACAUACGCAUCGAAUGAGCUGUUCAAACCUGAGGCGCUUCCAAUCUACGACUCCGACGGGGAGCAGCAGCCCGGUUGCAAGUUCGAUUUUCACGCUGCUAAGGAAGCGGCGUUUUACUGCCCAGCGCCGUACGUCCUGGACCCACCCAGCUGCUUCAGCCAGGUCGCGGUUGAAGGUACCGUCAAGAAGACGGACGACCUCAGCCAGUCAUUGGUGGUGUCGCGAUCCAACCACUUCGUAAUUCUGAGUUUUGACGCUUCUCAUGUAGGACCCGGGGAAACGCUGCGCCAGACUCCACCGUUGGAAUGCCGCUGCGUCACCGUCAAGGGUAUCGUGCUCUCCACCAUCCAGAUCGAGAACUACUAUGCCAAGUAG
Messenger RNA from Babesia ovata, 2901 nucleotides. RefSeq lists its product as uncharacterized. The record is from RefSeq and is a predicted model, not a curated record. Lineage: Eukaryota; Apicomplexa; Aconoidasida; Piroplasmida; Babesiidae. The transcript has a single exon. Bases 1 to 2901 code for a protein of 966 amino acids.